GCGUUCAUAUCUCGCGCUCUCUCUCUCUUUUCAUCUCUCUUCCUGGGCAUCGGCUGGUUUUUCUGAACUCCGGCUCGUUACAGUCGAUUAGCAGCGCCUCUUUCGAGGUCUCUGGCCCAAGCACCGGUGGCCUAUCUGCCUGCGCAUUCCCACUCGCUGCUAAGGACUCUCUCCGGAACUUCUCGUGUAGUUGGGUCAAUUGUGCGUCACUACAGUUUCAGAAGAGCUGAAUAGCUGAUCUUUCUCCUUCUCUAGCGCACAAGUACAACCGAGAAAUAUGCUGUUCUUUUCGUAUUUUAAGGAUUUAGUGGGCAGAGAAGUGACUGUUGAGCUGAAGAAUGAUCUGGCCAUAAGGGGAACUCUGCACUCUGUUGAUCAGUAUCUCAAUAUCAAGCUCGAGAAUACAAGGGUUGUUGAUCAGGACAAGUAUCCUCACAUGCUUUCAGUGAGGAACUGUUUCAUCAGAGGAUCUGUGGUGAGAUAUGUUCAGUUACCUCCUGAUGGGGUUGAUGUGGAACUGCUUCAUGAUGCUACGCGAAGAGAAGCUCGGGGUGGGUGAAAGAUAGCAAAAUUUCAGUUGUAGUGUAAUGAACAUCCCAAUUUGUGCACUUAUAAUUUGAUAGUAGUAUAUUGACCGAAUUGUCUAGCAUUUUAAUAGUCUAUUGAAAGCUGUGUACCUGGUGCCUUGGAGGUUUUGGAUUUCUGGUUCUUUCUUUCAAGCUUCUUUUAGCA
This is a messenger RNA of Carica papaya (papaya), 732 nucleotides long. RefSeq names its product Small nuclear ribonucleoprotein family protein (gene LSM2). Gene Ontology annotation, molecular function: RNA binding. Lineage: Eukaryota; Viridiplantae; Streptophyta; Magnoliopsida; Brassicales; Caricaceae. Gene Ontology annotation, biological process: mRNA splicing, via spliceosome. The record is from RefSeq and is a predicted model, not a curated record. Gene Ontology annotation, cellular component: U4/U6 x U5 tri-snRNP complex; U6 snRNP; catalytic step 2 spliceosome.